This is a messenger RNA of Ooceraea biroi (clonal raider ant), 1821 nucleotides long. RefSeq names its product TBC1 domain family member 19. The record is from RefSeq and is a predicted model, not a curated record. Lineage: Eukaryota; Metazoa; Arthropoda; Insecta; Hymenoptera; Formicidae.
ACAUUUUCGAUUUCCGAUUUUCGAAUGCACUUGCGGGAGAGAGUCGCGCGGCGAUCUCCCGACGAGGUCGCCAGGAUGACGGACGAGGAAAUUGCGGGAGAGGCGUCGCUCGAUAAAACGGCGAGGACACUCACCGAGGACAUACAGAACAUGUCCAAUUACAAGGCGCUUUACAACGAGAUACAAAGACUCGUUGCGUCGCCCGCCGUGGAUAAGAACGAUUUCAAGGGCUCGCUGAUCGCCGCGCUGACAAACAACGGUCUGGAGACGGAGAUCAGAAACACGGUGUUUCACUGGCUGCGAUCGCGGGGUUCACUGCAUUCACGAUCGGUUCCACAUAUACAAACAGCCGACUUGAGUUACUUGAAGAAAGCUCAAAUUCAGUGGGAGCGACGCAUACAAAAGUCGCUGAACUCGACAUGCAGCAAAUUGAACAUUCCGCUAGCUCGCAUAAGACCCGCCGCCGAUAGGAACGAAUUGAUCGAGAAGUGGAAUGAGCUGAGUACUUACGACAUCGAUUUGUUAGAAUACCGGCCGCUGUAUGCUCCGAAGGACUUCCUGGACAUGUUGGUCUCCAUACGUGAUCCUUCCUUUAAAAAGCAACCAGACGAACUGAAUUGGGACUUCAGUCAUGUACAGAUUGGGGUGAAAACGCUUGCACAGUUGAGACAGGUGUACACAGAAUUGGCUCAGGGGAUGCCAUUACUCGGAGUAAAUCCCAAUAUGCCGGCAACAGAGAAUUUUCCAAAUUUAGAAGCCGAGCGAACGCACAAUGGUGAAAAAGUGCUCGGCUCGAAUCACGCCCCGAUUGCUCAGGAAUUCCUCAAACGGGGAUCUCCUCGAGCAUUACGCGGUCGUCUCUGGUCGCUUGUUCUCGGAUCCGUUAUCAAAGAUAAUGAUGUAGAAUAUUACGAAGAAUUGAAAACUAUGAUUCUACAGUAUGAUAUCGUAGUGGACAAGCUGAUAAUAAAGGACGUGCACUUAACAGCGAGAGACGACGAUCAAUACUUUGUAUUCGAAGAUCUCUUGUAUAAGACGAUGUUAUGCUUCUCGAGAGAUUCCGAAAUACUUGCGCCAGUCACGACUGACAGUAGCGCCGGCGGUCAAGUAAUUCAUGCGGUUUUGCAAGGUAAACCCGCAACGCUAGAGAACACUUUGGUCCUGCCACCAAGCGGUGUCAUUCCAUUCCACGGAUUCACGAUGUAUGCUACACCAUUUUGCUAUUUGUACGAUGAUCCCUAUACUAUAUACUACACCUUUCGUGCCUUCUACCUGAGAUAUUGGUUUCGCUUGCACACCGUGUCGAGCCACGAACAAGGCAUAGUCGCUCUCUGCUUGCUUUUUGAACGACUGUUACAAUGUCACGAGCCGCAGCUGUGGGCCCAUUUCAAAACUAUACAUAUUCAACCUGUAAGAGUAGUUUUCAAGUGGCUGAUGAGAGGCUUCAGCGGUCACUUACCGCCUGAACAACUCCUGUACCUUUGGGAUCUGAUUCUGGGUUACGACUCCCUGGAAAUUAUUCCGCUGUUGGCAGUAACGAUACUGAGUUUUCGAAAAGAAAAUCUGCUGCAAGUGAAUACCCAGCAAAACGUAGAGGCUGUACUGGCGGACUUGUCCUCCUUAAAAGUGAUGCCUCUGUUACAACUAGCCCUACUGAAAGAAUAAUAUCUCUAUUGUGCACGAAAAAUUAUACAACAGGGUUUAUGCCCUUUGUUUAGGUAUAUAUAUAUAAUUCCUUUUGUCUCCAGAUUUUAUAUAAUAUUAUUUUAUUCCUGAGAGCAUAUUUUGAUGUCGGAAUAUACGCGCUAAAUGCCAAAUAAA